Messenger RNA from Petromyzon marinus (sea lamprey), 4259 nucleotides. RefSeq lists its product as uncharacterized. The record is from RefSeq and is a predicted model, not a curated record. NCBI's taxonomy places the organism in Eukaryota, Metazoa, Chordata, Hyperoartia, Petromyzontiformes, Petromyzontidae. Gene Ontology annotation, cellular component: membrane.
UUCCUGCGGGACGGUGGAAGAGGUGGAGCAGGAGAUGGUGGAGGAGGAGGUGGUGAUGGAGGAGGAGGUGAUGGAGGAGGAGGUGAUGGAGGUGGCGGCCUCUAUCGGAUGACGGUGACCACGGUGGAGACGGAGCUGCUUACCACGCGGGUGUUGGUGAGAGGGGGAGGGGUCGGAGCGGAUUUCCACCAGAGCGGAACUGGAGCGACCUGCUCCUUUGACUCCACGUUCCCCACAGAAUCACCGCUCCACCCCGGGCUCCAUGCCUACUCCGGCGCCCGUGAGGCGCUGUGCGCGUGGCUACACGCCACGCGCGUCGCCGUGGAGCAGCAUGACGGUUGCCAUGGCGACGUUGCCGACACGCAGCGCCGCAUCGACGCGCUGCAGGCCGUGCUGGACAAUCUCCCGGAGGGGCGCUCUCUGCUCGAGCGCUCGGCCGUUGAGCUGGAGACGCUGGCCCGUGGUGGUGGGGGUGGGGGGGGCGGCCCCCCCCCACGGCCCCCCCCACGGCCCCCCUGCCCCCGGCGCCCCGCCCCCCGUGCCACCGGCCGCCCUGGAGGAGGCGGAGCGGACGCUGGAGCGUGACCGGCGGGCCCUGGGCCUGGUGAGCGCGCGGGCCCACGCGGCCCUCCUCGCCCUCGCCCAGCGCCUGCAGCGGCUGCACAGGAGCGGCGAGCGGCUGCUGGAGUUUGAGCGCUGGCUCCGGGGCGUGGAGACGGCGCUGGGCCACGGAGCGGCCUCAGGGAGGCCCGGCGAGGAGAAGGAGGCCAUCGCCUCCGCCGUGGAGGCCCUGCUCGAAGACAUCAACCAACACAGGCCGCAAAUGGACGAGGUGACCGGCGCGGGCGACGACACCCCCGUGGGGGAGGCGGUGGAGGUGGGGGCCGGGGGGGCGGCAGCAGCGCCCCUCGCCCCCGACGCGCGUCUGCGCGGGCGCUACGACGCGGCGCUGGCGGCGGCCGCGCUGCGCGCCAGGGAAGGCCGCGUGCGGGCACAGCUCGACGCGGCGUGGCGUUCCGCGCGCGCCGACCUCUCGCGCUUCUGCGAGGACGUGCGGGCACAGCUGGGCGCCGUCGACUGCGUCGUGGGCCAGCGCCACGAGCUGCACGCACGCAUGCAGCUCAGCAAGCGCCUGCUCGGGUGCCGCGACGAGGGCGAGCGCCUAUUGGCGUCGCUGCUGGGCGCCGGGCGGCUGGUGCUGCGCGCGACGCUGUGCCCCGUGGAGCGUCGCGCCGUCCAAGCGGCGCUACACGACGAGCAGGCAGCCUGGGACGAGCUGCACACGAGCUGCGUGCACGCACACGGCCGGCUGGAGUGGCUGUACCUGCAGUGGCGGAGCUACUCGGAGCGACGCACGGCGCUGCUGCGUGCGCUGGCGGCGCACGUGAGCGCAGUCGACGCCCAGCUGCUCCCCCAGCCCAGCCUGGCCGACAAGGAGGCGGCGCUGGACAGGUGCCGCGAGGUGGACGGGGCGCUGCGGGUGCUCGGCCCCGCGCUGGACGAGCUGCAGGAGGCGGCGCGAGCGCUGCUCGACCGCACCGAGGACGCGGAGCUGCACGGAGACGCGGAGCGCGACGCGCUCAGCGCGCCGCAUCGCGACGCGGCGCAACGUGUGCAGCGUGCUGUGGUGGAGGCUGAGCGCCGGGUGAGCGAGCACCGGAUCUGGGUGGACUCCGAGCAGCAGCUGCAGAAGCUGGUGGAGGACGCCAGGGAAGAGCUUUCUCACCUCCCCCCUGGCACCCUCACCCUCACCACGCUCACCCCGUCUCUGCGCGAUCUGCACGAGCGCGGCAACGCGGCCGUCUGCACAGCGCGCACCUGGGGGGGGCGCGUGGGCCCGGACACGGGCUCCCCGGGGGGCCCCCUCAUCACCCGUCGCCUCCACGCACUCUCCCGCGAGUGGGAGAGCCUGUGGGGUGACCCGGCCGCGUCGCCCGCCCGCACCCCCUCCUCCGCCAUUGCCCCCUCCUCCUCUUCCUCCACCGUCGUCGCUUCCACCAUCGCCUCCACCGUCGUCUCCGUCGCCUUCACCGGCGCCUCCACCGGCGCCUCCACCAACGCCUUUGGCAUUGUCGGCAGCUCCCGCGUCGGUGACUCCGUCGACUUGGUCGCCCGGUCCCCAAUCGAGCCGGCAGCCUCGCCUGCCCGCCCCACCGCCCCGCCGGGCAGCGGCGACAUCGCCAACAUCACCAAUAUCAUCUCCAGCGCCACCAACAUCAACAAAAUCAGCAACAUCUCCAAUGCAACCAACAUCAACAACAUCUCCAACACCUCCAGCACCUUCAACAUCAGCAGCAGCAGCAGCGGCAGCAUUGACGACAGCAGAAACCACAGCAGCAGCAGCAGGAUUGGCAGCGGCAUGCAGGGGCCGGCGUCGGCAUGGACGGCGCUCGGUGCGAGUGGCAGCGGAGUCGGAGGUAGAGGAGCUCGCACGGAGAGAGUCCCGGCGGCAUUGGCAGCAGCAUCACCGGCGGUGGCAGCGGCGGCGGCAGCGACGGCGACCGCGCCGGCGUGGGCAUCGCGCAGAAGUCCCCAGGACCCCGUGGCCCCGGCAGUGACGGCCGGAGGCCUGGCCAGCUGGCUGGACCGUGCGGAGGUCAUGGUGGGACGCAUCGCCGCCACGCAGCCUGACCUGGCCGCCAAGAGGGUGGCGCUAAGGGCACAUGAGGUGCUGCUCGAGGAGGCUCGGCAGUACGAGGGGGCGGCCGUGGCGCUGGGAGAGGGGGCGGCCGUGAAGGACCCCGGCGCGGACGCCCUGCGCCAGCGUUACUGGCGCUUCCGGGAGUUGCUCGAGGCCUCCACCCAGCGCUGGCGAGAGCUCACGGCCACCCACAACGACUUCCAGCAACGCCACUACGCCUUCCGCACGUGGCUCUCCCACGGCCGGCGCCAGUUGCAGGACACGCUGAGCCCCCAGGGGGGCGGCCCGGGGACGCGGACGCGGGCGCAGGCGGAGCUGCGGGGGGCGCUGCACGAGUGCCGCUCCCAGAAGAAGGCCGAGCUGGCGCUGCUGCUGCAGCUGGGGGCGGCCGCGGCCCAGGACACGAGCGCCGCCGGCGCCGCCAAGAUCCGCGCGUGGAUGCGGGAGAUGAGGCAGGGGUGGGACUCGCUGUGGAGCAUCCACGCAUCGUGCGAAAGGUCGGAGAGAGGUCGCGAGGGAGCGGCGUGGAUCGCACGCGAAGCAGGGACUGCAGCGUGCACCGCCCAGCCACAGACGGAGGUGGCGCGAGUGGAGGCUGAGGUCACGGCCGCACCAGAGCAAGCCAGCACGGUACUGCGCUACAGGAAGCCACCACCACGCGCCGAGUCGUCCGUGCUGACGCGCGACAAACGGGGGAGCAGGUGGUGCGCGUUUGUGCGCCGCGUGCUCAAGGCGGCGGUGCCAUUCCUGCUGCUGCUGCUGCUCCUGGCGCUGCUCGUGCUGCUGUGCUGGAUCCCGGCCGCUCAGCGCCACCACAGCUGCUCGCUCGCCAACAACCUCGCCCGCUCCUUCCAGCCCAUGCUCACCUACACCAACGGGCCCCCGCCCACAUAAGAGUGGGCAGACGCUCACCCGGCCACUUACCUACUCAGCCGCUCACCUACCCACCUGCUCACCUGCCCAGCCACUCACCUACCCAGCCACUUAGAUACCCACACACUCUAUCUACCCACCUACACUCCAUCUACCCACCUACAUAUUCACUCACCUACUCGCCAACUCUUGCACCUGUUAUCUUCACCUUCUCACUCACCCACGCUGCCGAGAAUAGGGGUGAGCAGAGGGUGUGUGAUGAGGAUGGAGUGAGGAUGGGGGUGAGGUGAGACGCACACUCACCGUUUCUUUUUCCACCAAGCUAAGGGGCAGCGCUCGAUGCCCUGAGUCAGUGGUGGAAAUUCCACAUUCUCAGGGCAGGGACCAACGUUUUGUAUAGAGCAGUCACCGUGGACUUCCCACGUGGUGCGGUACUCAAUUUAACAACCCCAGACGGGUGACUAUGAUGGUAGCCCGAGUCGACCCCCCAAGGGGGAAUUGAACUUCGUGUAACCUGAGACUGAGAGUCACGAAGCCCAGGGGCACCUCCGCUGGCUGUUCGGCGUCUGGCUGCGUAGCCCACGGGUACUUGUUGAGCGAGCGAGAGGCGCUGGUGUCGUCACGUAGAGAGGUCGUCCGCGUGCCGUGCGAGUGUUUGCCGACACGUCCACGCCGUGGCGCCUCGCAGCCCAACCUGGCCCACUCUCCUGCCCUCGCGUCAUGGGGGGGGGGGGGGGGGGGGGGU